AUGGAGCGAGUGCAAGCGAAAGUGGUGCGGUCGGAUUCGGCCACGGCGGACUACAGGGAGGACAUCGUCAGGUCUAUAUUCGGAGAGGUCGGCAAGCCUGUGGAAGACUUCUCGUGCGCUGUGGAGAGCCGAAUCCUGCUCCACGGACGCAUGUACGUCACUAACACCUUCGUGUGCUUCUACAGCAACCUCUUCGGCUUCGAGAAGAUCAUCAAGAUUCCAUUCUGCCACAUGAGGUGCAUCACCAAGGAGAAGACGGCGCUCUUCAUUCCCAACGCCAUCGCCAUCAUCACCUCCAAGAAGGAGUACAUCUUCCGCUCCUUCUGGGACAGGGAGGACGCCUUCAAGACGCUCAAGCAGUGCCAGCAGGACGCCUCGAGUACCCUGACGCAGCAGCAGCAUCAGCAGCACGCCGCCGCCGCCGAGAGCUCGCUGAUGCUGGAGAGAGAGCUGGACUUGAGCAGCAGCAGGGAGAACGAGGACCCGGAACAGAGCCAGAACCAGAACCAGCGGCACCACGGGCGACGCACGAGCAGCAGCAGUCGCGUCGGAGACGAAGAUGACGACCAAGGCAAAGAUCUUGAACCUGGGCAGGGCGCACGGAGGAAGUUGACGUGGUCAGAGAAUGGCGAACGAGGCAGAUCGUCGUCCAGCCUAACAGUCGGGGAGCAACAGCAGAGCGCCGCGGAGGGGGUGGGUGGGAAGGAGGAGGCAGACGGAGGAGCCUUCGCUGUGGAGGGGAACGGCCGGGGCGGGAAGGGGGAGGGCGAGGACGAAGGCGACGCGGGGUUAACCGUAUCGGACGAGUACGAGUCGGAGGUGGACGUUCUCGGGGUGGAGGGCAGUCCCGUGACUGCUGUGUCCCUAGGCGCAACCACGGGGGGCGGGAAGAUGCCCUCCAAGGGAGAAGAUUUCAAGGUAGCUCUAACUGCGCUCGGGGAAGGGUGGCUUCUUGGCGACAGCGGCAACGCGGCGGGGGAGGGGAAUCAGGCCGAGCGACCAAAGGGCAAGGGUGCCGCCGUGAGGGUAUCUACGGAGAUCCCGUGCCAGUUGCAGGAUUUCUUCCAGCUGUUCAUCUCCAACGAUGCCGAGAAAGGGAUACCGGCUUUCCACCAGUCUAUGGGAGACUCGGACGUGAAAGCUACCCCGUGGAAGGUGGCCGGCGGGGCGCUGGGCAUGACGCGGGAGAUCCGCUUCGUGCACCCGAUCUCCGCUCCGAUCGGACCCAACAGCACAAGGGCGGUCAAGCUGCAGCGCUGUCGGCUGUACGAUGAGCACGGUCUUAUCCUAGAAACGUCGACGCACCUGGAAGACAUCGUGAUGAGCGACUACUUCCAGAUCGAUGACCGUUGCGUGGUGCAGCCCGGUCAAGACGGGGCAGUUCGUGUGGAUGUGGAAAUCGAGAUCAAGUUCUUCAAGAGCACCAUGUUUCGAAAGACGAUCGAGACGAAAAGCCUCAGCGAGACGCGGCAGGUGUGGGAGUCGUUCAUCGGCAUGACGAAGGAUGCCAUCCGAAAAAGAAAACCAGCGAUGCCUGUGCGCACCGUUACCAGCGGCGGCGACGAGUCCGAUGACGAGGACCGGAUCCGGGCCACCCGCGAGCGCCUUCGCGAGCGCCGGAAACACCGCCACCACCGCACCCGCCACCACCACCACCCGCCGCCCCACGCGCCGCACCCGCCGCCGCCCCCCGCCCAUCCGCACGACAAGCCUCCGGACGGAGUGGAAUCCCGACCCCGCGCGAAAUCUGCCACCGCCGCCGCGCCGACAAUGGCGGCGGUGCCGCCUCGGGCCCCGGCUCAGGACGCGGCCCCGCUGAGGAAACGAGGCUACAGCGGGGUAGGGUUCGACCGAAAGCGAGGUAGCAGCGGCGGUGCCCCCCCCGAGCGGAAGCGGGGGGACAGCGGUGCCGGAGGAGGAGGAGGAGGAGGAGGAGGAGGAGAAGGAGGAGGAGGAAGGAAGUUGGUCGCGGCUAUGGACACCGCUGAGUAUGUGGUCGUGCCCCCCGUCGAGUCCCUGAGUAACUGGCUCUUUUCGUUCGCGGCGGUGCCGUGGCUUUUGCUGGCCCUGGUGUUGGUGGCGGAGGUUAUCGCGUACUCGAGGUUUUCCAGCGAAACCGCGGGGUUCUUGGAGGCCGCGGAGGCGGCGUUGGUGGUGUUGGGGGGCUCGCGCGCGGAAGAUGGAGACGGGGGGGGGGGUGUCGUGGGGAACCGCACCGCGGCGUCGCGAACGGCAUUGACGGCAGAGCUGGCGCGCGGCUUGAUGCGCAUCUAUUGUCGGCAUCGUUUCUUGUGGCCCUUCAGCAGGUUCUGUUGAACGAGAAGCAGAGUGGGGCGGGGCAGUUGCAACGUGUCUUUUUGGGUUCUUUCUCUUCGUGCGGGUAGUGUUUGCCCCUGUGAUUUCGGUGGUAGCCCCCGUGAUUUGCGUGCAGGGGCGUUGGUGCCACCAGCCAAGGCUGCGUGCACCUCGCGACCCUUUGCUUUUGGGU
Ectocarpus siliculosus is the source of this 2488-nucleotide messenger RNA. The record is from the annotation of a GenBank genome assembly. Lineage: Eukaryota; Phaeophyceae; Ectocarpales; Ectocarpaceae.